AUGAAGAUCGACGGCGAAAUCUUCAAAUUACGAACACCCAUUAAAUUUUUUGAAGUGAUUAAGGAUUACUCCGGUCAUGUUGUAUAUGAAUCGAAUGCUGUUAAGAGAUAUGGGAUCAGAGCUACUCCUGUUGAUUUAGAAGAAAAUCUUGAACCUGGGAAGAUUUAUUUCCUGGUCGAGUUACCUAAACUGCCGAAGACGGCGGAGAAGACGGUGACGAUUAGAAGGGUGCGUCAUCGAGGUUGGAGAACGCGGCUAUCACCACCGCCGUCGAAGGGAGGCAGGCAUAAGUUGCAUAUAGGAGAUGGAGUGAGAGGGAGGAGGAGGCGACCGGUGGAGAUAAAGAGGAUUAAUAAAGAUCAGUUAGAAGGCGAUACCAUUCUAACCCAGGAAGAAAUUGAAAGCGGUGGAAGGAAAUUAUGUGAUUGGGCAUGGGAGGCAGUGGGAGGCGGUGAGGAAAUGAACUGUCAAUGA
Lactuca saligna is the source of this 474-nucleotide messenger RNA. Lineage: Eukaryota; Viridiplantae; Streptophyta; Magnoliopsida; Asterales; Asteraceae. The record is from the annotation of a GenBank genome assembly.